Ectocarpus siliculosus is the source of this 1481-nucleotide messenger RNA. Lineage: Eukaryota; Phaeophyceae; Ectocarpales; Ectocarpaceae. The record is from the annotation of a GenBank genome assembly.
CCUCCGUAUCUCUCUCUCCUUCUCUUCUCCACAUCUCCGCCAAUCAUGUUCUCUCGCAUGGGCCACGUAGCUCGCCGGGUGUCCGCUAGGGUUGUGGCGGUGCCUGCCGCCCAGGCGUCCACUGCUGCUCGCCGUAGUGUCGUGUCCCGGGGGGCUGGCUUGAGCGGCGGAGUAUCAGCAGCCGGAGUGCUCGCGGUCGCUGCUGCGGGCGCUGUCGCCUUGGCCAGCGAGAGGCAGCAGCAGCAGGAGACGGCGCUGUGCGCCGCUCCGGCCUUCAAGUACACUGGGGAGCCCGGCACCGCGCACGAGCGCUCGUUCAUCGCCAUCAAGCCGGACGGGGUGCAGCGGCAGCUGGUCGGCGAGGUCAUCUCUCGCUUCGAGAAGAAGGGAUACAAGCUCGUGGCCAUGAAGAUGAUCUGGCCAACCAAGGAGAUGGCCGCCAACCACUACGCCGACCUGUCAAAGAAGCCCUUCUUUUCGGGCCUGGUGGACUACUUCUCGAGCGGACCCAUCGUGGCGAUGGUGUGGGAAGGGCCCGAGGUCAUCUUGACCGGCCGCAAGAUGCUCGGGGCAACCAACCCCAACUCGUCCGAGCCAGGAUCCCUCCGCGGAGACUACUGCAUCCGCGUGGGCAGGAACUUGAUCCACGGCAGCGACGGGGGCGAGAGCGCCCAGCACGAGAUCGGCAUGUGGUUCACUGAGGAGGAGUGCUCCGCGUGGCCGCGCACGCUCGACGCCUGGAUCGUUGCCGACAAUUAACCUGAGUGCUCUGUCCGCUCCUCGUGUUGACAAAUUAGUGCAAGGGUUUUUUGUUAUAUCUUGUGGGAACAGUUUUGACCAUCGGUAUAUCUACGUGCAUACACGAAGAGGGUUUUGUCCCUGAGGGACAGUUUUGGCUGGCGGUACAUCUACCUACAUGUAGACUACCGGGGUCGGUUGUAGUCUACAUGUGCCUGUGUCACACCGUCUCUCCGGGGGUAUGUAUAGCGUCGAGAUCGUAACACACGGACAUAUUCAUCAUGCCGGUGCGGGAUGAGAAAGGAAAGUUGACUCUCGAGACUGGCGGCCUAGACAGACGAGAAAGAAGAGCCGCGGGAAAAAUACGCGGGAUGGAUCCGCGGGACAAAAUCAGCAGGACAAAGCUUGCCUGUCUGUGUUGCGUGUCUCCAAUGUUGGUUGCGUUUGGCUGUGUUUGGAUGGGCUCUAGCUGGUUGGUCAAAGGGGUGGGUGGGUGCAGCAGUAGUGAUUAUUAUGAUUUGUUGUCUAACCUUACCAUGCAGCAGGUAGUAGGUCCUAGAGAACUGUUGGAUGUUGAUUUCAACACUUACUUCGAGAAGAUGACAAGGCAGACGCUCUAGAACUUGUCAUGCUUGUUUGGGAUGUAUUCGCUCCUCGGAUUCCUGUGGUGGUUUGUCUUGAUGAGUGUUGGUGGAGAGCUAUUACUGCUACCGCUGUUGUACUUGGGGUGGAACUCCACGGGU